CAGUAGCGCUUCCAACGACAGUCUAGAAAGAUUCAACACAGAGAAAGUUUUGUUGUGUGAGCCAUUGUCAUUGUGUUACUACGUGAUAUUGACGUAUUAAUAGAUUUACUUGAACCCAUAUUAUGGCAUCUGAAAAUAUGGAUCAACAAAAUUCAUCAGCAAUUUCAUCAAAAGACGAUGACCCUAAAACAGCAGGCCAACCUCUGUCAGAUUUUCUUCAUCAACUUGAAGAUUAUACUCCUACAAUCCCUGAUGCAAUAACAGAGUAUUAUCUACAUACUGCUGGAUUUAAUACAACAGAUCCUAGAAUAGUUCGAUUAAUAUCUCUAGCAUCACAGAAAUUCAUAUCAGAAAUAGCAAAUGAUGCUUUGCAACAUUGUAAAACACGAGGAUCAAACCAGAAUACUAAAUCUAAAGGAAAAGAUCGUCGAUAUACAUUAACAAUGGAAGAUUUAACACCAGCAGUAGCGGAAUAUGGAAUAGUUGUAAAAAAACCUCAUUAUUUUGUUUAAUAAAAUUUAAAUUGAAUUAU
This is a messenger RNA of Chelonus insularis, 532 nucleotides long. Its product is annotated as transcription initiation factor TFIID subunit 10-like. Gene Ontology annotation, molecular function: RNA polymerase II general transcription initiation factor activity; promoter-specific chromatin binding. Bases 123 to 512 code for a protein of 129 amino acids. Gene Ontology annotation, cellular component: transcription factor TFIID complex; nucleus; SAGA complex. The transcript is spliced from 4 exons. Lineage: Eukaryota; Metazoa; Arthropoda; Insecta; Hymenoptera; Braconidae. The record is from RefSeq and is a predicted model, not a curated record. Gene Ontology annotation, biological process: transcription initiation at RNA polymerase II promoter.